AUGGGACCAAAACCUAAAGUAUCAAAAGGAAAUGAUGAUGAGGAAAUGGUAAUUAGUUAUUUUAAAAAAUCGAGCACCAAGGAGUUGGCUGGCCAGCUGACCAACUCUGAGAUUGCCAGCAAGAUAGAUACACUCGAGAAGUCGAACGCUCAACACGAGACAAAGUUGGCUGCCUACAAGAAGAAAAACGUUGUGGCGUCUGCCGGCGAGAAGAAGAAACUGGAAGCGAAACACGAUAAGGCAAGACGUGAAUGGGUUGCCCGUAGAAAGAUGUUCAAAGAGGUGUUGGACACCAUUCUAGAGAGAUCGUCAAAGAAAAAGAAAGAUCUACAAGAGGAAAUAGGUUGGGAAGCUGAUGAAGAUCUCAACAUAACAAUCAUACCCGAUCGAACAAAGAAAGAUAAUUCAUCAACAUCAUCAUCUUCAUCUGCACCCGAAUACAAACGUCACAAAAAAGCAUAUUCAUAA
Messenger RNA from Heterostelium album PN500, 468 nucleotides. It is a transcript of the gene hop2, whose product is annotated as homologous-pairing protein 2. Gene Ontology annotation, molecular function: double-stranded DNA binding; recombinase activator activity. The transcript has 3 exons. Gene Ontology annotation, biological process: homologous chromosome pairing at meiosis; meiotic strand invasion involved in reciprocal meiotic recombination; meiotic joint molecule formation. The record is from RefSeq and is a predicted model, not a curated record. Gene Ontology annotation, cellular component: DNA recombinase auxiliary factor complex; condensed nuclear chromosome. Bases 1 to 468 code for a protein of 155 amino acids. NCBI's taxonomy places the organism in Eukaryota, Evosea, Eumycetozoa, Acytosteliales, Acytosteliaceae.